Molecule: messenger RNA, 1931 nt
Organism: Cuscuta campestris
Lineage: Eukaryota; Viridiplantae; Streptophyta; Magnoliopsida; Solanales; Convolvulaceae
Source: the annotation of a GenBank genome assembly
UGUGCCACAAUCUCUUCUUAAAAAAUGAACAAUUCGUCCAUGACUCCAUGGUACUCUGUAGUUGUAUUUGUAUCCACGCAUUAAACACCCUUCCAAGUUCCAGGUUCCAUCCCCGCUAUAGCCUCCAUUGAAAAGCUUCUUAAUUUUGUAUUUUCGGGUCGAUUUCCAGUUCAAUAAUAUCUGGCCGGCAGUAGUGAGGACUUCCCUCUUGGAAGUUUGUCGUUCUCAUGGAUUUGGCCUCCGGUUUGGUCGAUGCACUAACGGGGAUGAUGCUAUUCAUGGUCCCUAUUAUCAUUGGAUUGCUGGUGGGUUGGUCAUGGAAGCCCAAUUGGGCUAAUCUCAGUGCUCUUGAAGAUAUCUUGCCAUUCCGGAUGACCUUACCUAGAAAUUCAACUUGUCCAGAUUCGAUUCCAAAUUUAACUUUGAUGAAAUCGCAAUCUCCCAGCUGGGAUUUGAAUGCUGAGAUGGAAGCUCCAGCUCCGGUUCCUCAGCCAUGUUCGUCCCAGCCUAAAGGUGAAAAAUCAGCUCUUGUAGAUGAUGAUGACCUUCAUCAGUUAUACCAGUUACUGGAAGAAAAAGAUGGAGGCCCUGCUUGGAUUCACAUGAUGGAUAGGUCAACCCCAAACAUGAGUUAUCAAGCUUGGCGCAGAGACCUUCCGACUGGACUCCCACAGUAUCGAAGUAGAAGUGUGUAUGAGGAUGCCACUCCAGAAAUGGUAAGGAAUUUCUUUUGGGACGAUAAUUUUAGGUCAAAGUGGGAUGAUAUGCUCAUACAUGCCGAAACCUUGGAGCAGUGUCCGACUACGGGAACUAUGAUAGUUCGGUGGGUGCGCAAGUUUCCAUUCUUUUGUAGUGAUAGAGAAUACAUCAUCGGACGCCGGAUUUGGAAGGCUGGACAAACCUAUUAUUGUGUUACUAAGGGUGUACCAAGUUCGUCUGUGCCACGAGUUAAUAAACCUAGGCGUGUUGAUGUAUAUUAUUCAAGUUGGUGCAUUCGUCCAGUGGAGUCAGAGUUGGAUGGCCGGCUGAGUUCAUGUGAGGUGAUACUCUUCCAUCAUGAAGACAUGGGCAUACCUCGCGAAAUUGCGAAACUUGGUGUCCGACAAGGCAUGUGGGGGGCUGUUAAGAAGAUAGACCCUGGCCUGCGUGCAUAUCAGGAACUGAGAGCUGAAGCCCUCAAUCCCCUUCCUCCCUCCAUGGCUCAAAUUAACACCCAAAUCAGCAUUGAGAAGCUGAUAUCAGAGGAAGGGAAAACCAGUGUGGCAGAGGUCAGAAACCUGGAUCCAUCAAAGAACCCAUCUGGGAGGAAUAUACCAAAAGUCCUCGUUCUUGGUGGAGUGAUCGCUCUUGCUUGUAGUCUUGACCGUGGACUAUUGACCAAAGCCGUAAUAUUCAGAUUUGGUCAAAGAUUUGCAGGGAUUGGGAAGCGGUUUUGAUCCCAUGGGCUUGGUCUGUGUAUUUAUUACAUGAACUUCUGCAGAAGAUGGCCUGCAAGAAUUAGAAGGGCAUUUUUCAGGACGCGAUCCAAUAUAGAAUUGGAGUAAAGGCGCGGGCAUUUUCCACGCGUUACUGAUCAGGGUAACAAGGAGAGUGCAUCCUAAAUGGCAUACUAUCAUUCUGGUGUAUCUAUCAUGUUAUAAGACUAUACAAGAAAUAAACUCGGGUAUGAUUUCUUUGUACUUAUAAACAUGUGUUACCAUUUCAUUUGUAAUUGUAAGAAAUAAGGAGAGAAACUUGUAAGGCUGGGGUAUAAAAGAAUAGAAUGAAAGCUAUACUUUUGUGCAAUGCUUCCUUCAAAGGAUUUUCCAGCUCUUCACCAUUUCAUCGGGGUCCAAACAGUUGUUUGGCCUUUUGCUUGCCUCAUGUGCUCCUAUGUAGUGUGCAAACUGUAAGUGCACUAUCUUUUUAUCCCGAGUCUUCUUUGAUCUUCU